Messenger RNA from Colletotrichum graminicola M1.001, 2637 nucleotides. RefSeq names its product O-methyltransferase. The transcript is spliced from 2 exons. Gene Ontology annotation, molecular function: O-methyltransferase activity; FAD binding. The record is from RefSeq and is a predicted model, not a curated record. The coding region runs from base 1 to 2637 and encodes 878 amino acids. NCBI's taxonomy places the organism in Eukaryota, Fungi, Ascomycota, Sordariomycetes, Glomerellales, Glomerellaceae.
AUGGAUCUAUACCACAAAGUAAAGAGCUCCCUGGAUGAGAUUGCGUUAAACGGUCCAGAGCUCUUGCGUUACUUGAAUUCAGAGUCGCACAAUGGCGCAUCAGAUCAAAAUACACUGUUCAGUCUGCUAGAAGAUGCUUCGAGAUCUUCAAUUCAGUAUCCGCGGAAAAAGCUUAUUGAAUCGGCUACCAAGUUGCUCCAACUUGCCACCACUGCGGACGGAUACCUUGAGCAUUUGGCCAACAGCUAUCAAGAGUUGGCCUGCGUACGCUGGCUCGUGGAUCUCAAUGUUCUGCACCAUCUUCCUGCCACGGGAUCUAUCUCCUACACCACCUUGGCAGCCAAGGCUGGUGUCCCUGUGAAGCACCUCAAAGGUGUUGCACGCAUGGCUGUGGUCAACGGCUUCCUAGAGGAGCCUCUCCCUGGCCACGUUGCUCAUAGCCGCGCAUCAUCUCUCCUUCUGCGGGAUGACAACUUCAUGAGCUGGGCCCGCUGGAUGAUGAACUAUUCCAUGUCGGUGGCGUACCGAUUCGCCGAUGCCACUCGCCGAUGGGGUGAUACCGAUGACAAGGACCGGACGGCUUUCAACCUGGCCCUUGACACCCCGGACCCGUUCUUCGACCACGUCCGGAAGAAUGCGGAGCUGACAUCGGUAUUUUCCGACUACAUGCGCAGCGUUACCGCUUCCCGGUCAUGGAGCUUGGCCCACGCCGUCGAAGGCUUCGAUUGGGGCUUUCUCCCCGAUGGCGCCAAAAUUGUUGACGUCGGGGGAUCUCACGGCCAACUUGCCGCGCAGGUCGCGACUAAGUUCCCGCGUCUCAACUUUGUCGUUCAAGACCUGCCGGAAACUGUUGCAGCUGCCCAGAAAGCUUUUGAGACAGACGACAAACUCGACGCCGCGGUCAAGUCUCGGAUCCAGUUCAUGUCGCAUGACUUCUUCAAGGCCCAGCCUGUGGUCGAUGCAGACGUUUACUUUCUCCGAAUGAUAAUCCAUGAUUGGCCGGACAAAGAUGCUCGUAUCAUUCUCCAGCAACUUCACGAAGUGCUGGAGAAGCGGCCAAAUGCCCGUGUGGUGAUCAUGGACACACUGCUUCCUCCCCCAGGCUCAACAACGGUUCUCCAUGAGCAGCAACUGAGGGUACGGGAUCUCAUGAUGAUGCAGGUCUUCAAUGCCAGAGAACGCGAGCUUGAUGACUGGAAGGUUCUGCUCAGUGAAGUCGGCAUGCAGAUCACGCAUAUGGAGCAGCCUGAAGAUAGCGUGAUGGGACUGUUGACAGUUCAACUGAAGCCGACUACGAACGGCAAUGAUGUCAAAGAGUCAGCGUCCGGUCUGCGGAACGGUUGUACACCCAAAAGUCCGAUAACACCCACAAGUGCGGAUCAGCCCGUCCUCAUCGUUGGAGCAGGGAUAAGCGGCUUGUGCCUGGCCCAAGCAUUGAGAAAAAGCGGAAUUUCCUUCCGAGUUUACGAGCGCGAUGCAGCUGUCGACUCGCGCCCGCAGGGAUAUCGCUUGAAGCUCCAGGGUGAUGCCGCUGAAGCGCUUGCCGACAUUCUGCCCAAGGAUGUCUACGAAAAGUUCCAAACCUCAUGCGCUACUCUAUCUAUCGGGGAAACAGACUUUGACCCCUUCACGGGCAUGGUCAUCAAAAGCCGCUCUGGUGGAGGCUUGAGCGGCAAGAUUGGCCUCAACCCGCACUAUUGCGUCGACAGAUCGUCGUUCCGAAAGAUACUGAUGGCCGGUAUCCAAGAUCACAUCUUCUUCGGUAAAGAGCUUAAUUCAUACAAUACUGACAAUGAGCGUGGCGUGGUCACGGCGACCUUCAAGGACGGCCAUGUAGUCAAUGGCCGAUUUAUCGUGGGCGCUGACGGCUUACACUCAGUGAUCCGCCGCAAUCACAUCCCAAAAUCCCUGCUCAAAGACACCGGUGCUGCAUGCAUCUAUGGAAAGACACCUCUUGGUCCUGAGCUACUUGCGAAAUUCCCCGAGAAAGGAGUUAGGUGGAUGACGGUUGUCUCCGACCACGCACCCAUGCUCCAAUCUUGUUUCAUCGGAGACUCUCCAGUCACCCUCCUGUUGGAACCUGUUCGGUUUAGCAAGACCAGCCGCUCGCAACAUUCUUUGCCAGAAGACUAUCUCUACUGGGCGCUCAUUGGCCCUGAACCCCGUUUCCGAUUUUCCGAUGGCACCUCGGCGUCACAAGUAGGGGGUCUGACAUCAGAACAAGUCCAUAACGACGCUGCCAACCUUAGCUUGGCCAUUACAGAAGAGUGGCACCCUUCCAUCCGCUGUGUGUUCGAACUCCAGGACAAGCGACAGGCAACACUCAUGCGCAUUGUAUCGUCGGUCCCAGACGUUCCCCCAUGGCAGCCGUCCUCCAUGGUGACGGUACUUGGUGAUGCAGUUCAUCCCAUGAGCCCAUGUGGUGGAAUUGGGGCCCAGACCGCAAUUUGCGAUGCUGCUAGUCUAGCUAAACUUCUUACUGCCACCCAGGGGUCACCUUCCUCUCAAGCUGUCGGAGAAUUUGAGGAAAGCAUGCGCAAUCGAGCUCAUCGCAGCAUCAGGCAUAGUGAAGUAGGUUCACAGAAGAUGUUUGGUCUGCAGUCCUUAGUAGACUGCAAGACCUGGACGGGGUGCUGA